Molecule: messenger RNA, 1115 nt
Organism: Lampris incognitus (smalleye Pacific opah)
Lineage: Eukaryota; Metazoa; Chordata; Actinopteri; Lampriformes; Lampridae
Gene: comtb
Product: catechol-O-methyltransferase b
Exons: 6
Coding region: 144-938 (264 amino acids)
Biological process (GO): developmental process; dopamine metabolic process; catecholamine catabolic process
Molecular function (GO): catechol O-methyltransferase activity
Source: RefSeq, a predicted model, not a curated record
CAGGAGGAGGAGUUAGUCUCGGGGAAACAUGAGCAUAUGCCUGUGUGUUACCAUCUAACUAGUGUGAAACAGCUUGUACUCUACCAAAGGUGACAACAAGAGUAGGUGUGAAGAGGACCAGCAGCACCGCCUGCUCACAUAUCAUGUGGCAGACUCUUCUUUACAGUUGUACUGGUGGAGCAGCUGUGCUGUACACUCUCUAUCGAUGGGUGAUCCCCACAGCGGCACAGUAUCACAGUGGAUUGGCUCUCAUAUGGCAUGAUGUUAUUGUUGAGCGGCUGCUGGACACCUUGACCCGAUCCACACGCCCCCAGAGGAUUCUGGGUGUGGUACAGAAAAAGGCCACUAGAGGAGACCCUUGCAGCGUGGUCAAAGCCAUUGAUCAGUACUGCAGACAUGAGGAAUGGGCCAUGAACGUGGGGGAUGAGAAAGGGUCCAUCCUUGACUCAGUGGUGUCGGAAGUCAAUCCUACCAACGUAUUGGAGCUGGGAACCUACUGUGGCUACUCCACAGUUCGCAUCGCCAGCCUGCUUGCACCUGGUGCCAGGUUCUUCACGCUGGAAUUCAACCCUGCUAAUGCUGCCAUUGCCCGGCAAGUAAUUUCCUGGGCAGGACUGGAGGAUAAGGUUCAGUUACUUGAAGGGGCAUCCGGAGAUUGGAUCCCUAAAAUGAAAGAACGUUUCGGGAUUGAAACCUUUGACUUGGUAUUCCUGGACCACUGGAAGGAUCACUACCUCCCUGACACGAAGCUGAUGGAGAAGUGCGGUCUCCUUAGGAAAGGCAGCGUCCUGUUGGCAGACAAUGUUAUCUGCCCAGGAGCCCCUGAAUACCUGACAUAUAUACGCGGUAACCCGCGCUACGAAAGCCGCUACUUCAGAGCCCACCUGGAGUAUACAAAAGUGGAAGAUGGUUUGGAGAGGUCUGUUUUCUUAGGGUAGUUUAUAAUUAAGAAAAAAAAAAGUUGCUUCACAUUUCUACCAGUCUCUCCUGAAAAAGCCUUACUUUUUUAUUUGUUUGAUUCUGCAGACUUGUUUGAUGCCACAAGUAUAUGUCAUUUUGUUUUGUUUGAGCACCUACUGUAAACUGUUGUACUGAAGAUGAAUAAAAAAAGAUGA